Messenger RNA from Neolamprologus brichardi, 1620 nucleotides. It is a transcript of the gene sowahaa, whose product is annotated as sosondowah ankyrin repeat domain family member Aa. NCBI's taxonomy places the organism in Eukaryota, Metazoa, Chordata, Actinopteri, Cichliformes, Cichlidae. Gene Ontology annotation, molecular function: protein binding. The record is from RefSeq and is a predicted model, not a curated record.
AUGAUUUUGACACAAGAAUCCAUCCUGUCUUUGCUGGUAGCGGAGGGUGGAAGAGUGAAGAAAUCCGACCUGGUUGAUAAGUUCAGAGGGUCGGUGGACACCGCGGAUCCCGAAGAAAGAGAACGGAAUAGGGAGCUUUUCAAGACUUUUGUCAACAAUGUAGCGUUUGUGAAAGAAAUCGACGGCGAACGGUAUGUUGUCCUGCGGAAAACCUAUCAGCAUUUGUUGGAAGGUCCAAAGAUCCAUGUGGAAAAGCCUGAAAAUGAAAAGAUCCCGCUGACAGGUGAGCAGCAGCGCCCACCUGCGCAGGCUGGAAGCUCUGAGGAUCAGGGAGGUGUACAAUCAGCUGUUACUGAACCUGAUCAGGAAGAGGCAAGUGAAAGUAGUGACCAUCCCACAGAACUGCUUUCUCCCAUACAGAUAGCACUGCAAAGGAGUAAAUUUGCAAGUGUACGACUUAAAAGGUCGCUGAAUGUUGAUGUCCAGCUGCAGGAUAGAAAGGGAAUUAACUGCUCAAAUGCGCCUGUAAAGAGCAAGCCAUAUGCCUUGCCUCUGAGGAUGCCCCCCAGCGCCACUAAAGUGGAGAUCCACAAACUUAAGCCUGACCCAGAUGAACCCGAAGAAUACCCAAAAACGGAUGCUUUCAGGGACAAGAAAAACAAACUUAAGCCUGACCCAGAUCAACCCGAAGAACACCCAAAAACGGAUGCUUUCAGGGACAAGAGAAACAAACUUAAGCCUGACCCAGAUCAACCCGAAGAAUACCCAAAAACGGAUGCUUUCAGGGACAAGAGAAACAAACUUAACCCUGACCCAGAUGAACCCGAAGAACACCCAAAAACGGAUGCUUUCAGGGACAAGAGAAGGAUGCCUUCGGCGGAGAGGGGCGGCAGCACCGGCUCACCCCAGCUAAGGAGGGCAGCGAAGAGCACCAAGGCAUCAGAGGAGCACAAAGACACCAGGAUUCCCUCUAUGUUUCCCCUGGAGCACUCAGAGCAUCAGUGGCUCGUCAAUUGCGCCGCCGGCCACUGGAGCCAGGUUUACGGCCUGCUGCUCAGAGACAACCAGCUGGCCGAGAAGAAGGACUUCAUGUCAGGGUUCACUGCUCUGCACUGGGCAGCCAAAACUGGGAACAGCGACAUGCUUGUGAAGAUUAUCGAAAAAGCCAGGCAAGGAGGGGUUCACGUUGACAUCAAUGCAAAAACACACGGGGGAUACACUCCUUUGCACAUUGCUGCAUUGCAUGACAAGCAAUAUAUCAUUGGCAUACUGGUGAAGGAGUACAAAGCCAACAUAAGCAUCAGGGACAACUAUGGCAAGAAGGCCUACCACUAUCUCCACAAAGACGUUUCUGAGUCUGUGAGAGAGAUGCUUUGUAAGCCCAAACCCCAGCCGGCACAGGACAGGGCCCUGCAUGAGAAAGAGGAGCUGGAUUUGUUCCCGGAUCUCUCCAAGGGCCUGCAUUCAAUAAGCCGCCUCUUUCAACCAAACGUGACAGGCCACAAAAAGAAGCACAAGCAGCGGCCUGGGCUGUACUCUCUGAACAACGACCCCAUCGAAGAGGAAGAAGACAGCGGCGCCGGCUUCAGGCACAGGCCCAUGUCAGAUGUUUUUAUGUGA